AUGUUGGAAUACGAAUCCGUCCACUCUAUAAAGAAGGCUCUCCGCAACAAUGCGAUUUGGUACCUAGCAUACGCCUGUGCUGGACUGUUGAUCCUGGCUUACUUGUGGUACAUGCAGCGGCUUGGUCUGCAAGGUAUACUUGGAUUCAUCUAUGCUGCUUCCAAUGCAUGGGGUCUGGUAUUGGUCACUGUCCUGUUGGGGUAUGGUCUAGUGGCUGUACCGCAGUGGUUGCAUGUGUUGUCAUAUGACAAACGCCAUAUGGAAGCUAUCUAUGCUCAGGUGGUAUCGGCAGAAGAUGCACGGCUUUCGGCGAAGUUCGACCUCAUGGACGUCUUCAACCAUUACCGUGAUCAAGAGCGCGAAUCAGGACAGGGAGCUUCUAAGCAGCUUGUAGUGACGGAGCAAUAG
Perkinsus marinus ATCC 50983 is the source of this 408-nucleotide messenger RNA. RefSeq lists its product as hypothetical. The transcript has 2 exons. The record is from RefSeq and is a predicted model, not a curated record. Lineage: Eukaryota; Perkinsozoa; Perkinsida; Perkinsidae. The coding region runs from base 1 to 408 and encodes 135 amino acids. Gene Ontology annotation, cellular component: membrane.